Ilex paraguariensis (yerba mate) is the source of this 483-nucleotide messenger RNA. Lineage: Eukaryota; Viridiplantae; Streptophyta; Magnoliopsida; Aquifoliales; Aquifoliaceae. The record is from the annotation of a GenBank genome assembly.
AUGGUAAGAAUCUUCAAGUUUACCAAGGUGUUUGAGCGGCAUCCUGGCAUUUUCUACAUUUCUAAGAAGUGUGACACCCAAACUGUUGUUCUAAGGGAAGCUUAUGACCGCCACAGACUCAUAGAGAAACACCCCCUAACUGAUAUCAGGGAAAGAUAUGCAAGUUUGAUGGAAAAAGGGUUUGUGGAUAGGAGCAGGGGGUUAUACAAGAAAAACAAGUGUGAGGGUCUAGAGGAGGAUCCUUUAGAGAGGAUUUCUGGUGGUGAACUCAGUGGAUUUCAAUAUGAAGGGGAGUCAGAUGAUUAUCGGUUUUCAAAAUUUUCAUCUAUACUGACGGAGAACUUUGAAAGUGGAAGAGAUAUCAAGAAUGUUACAGAAUUUGGAGCAUUAACUUUUCAGAAGGCUGCUGCUAGUGCCCAAGAAGCUAAGCUGCUACCCCAGCGUAAGGUCGUGAACACCUGCUUUAAUUUUCUGCCACACUAG